CUACCUUACCGACCGUUUUGACUUUAAGAAUGAGCUGCUGUCAGUUUGACUGUUUACGUUAUUUAUUUACAUUUUUCGUGUACCUAUAUUUCCAAAAUGCAGUGCACCAAAGAAGAAAUUGAAGAAAAAAAGCGCAUAGCUAAAGAAAGAUUGGCGAGAAAAAUGCAAUGCAGCCCAGUUAAGGCGAGUUUACAGAGUUUUGCAAACAGCACAAGUCCAAGAUUCAAGUUUAACAGAGAUAACUCCAAUCAAAAAGCACCGACGACGAGUUUUUUCAAUAGAAAUGCCAAACCGUACGAUAAACCGGGCGUGAGUGCAAUAAACCAAACGAAAUUUUACGGGAAGGAUAAAAUUUUUAAUGUUAAAAUGUGUUUGAUGAGUGAACAGAGAUUUGUGGUUGAAAUGGAGUUCUUUCAGCCUGUCAUAGAGAUUUUUAAGACUAUACCUACUAGAAAUUAUAAUUCAAGUACUAGAAAAUGGGAUUUUCACAUAAAAGAUUACGAGAUGCUUAUAUCUAAACUACAGGUGCUUAGGGCAAAUUUAAAUAUUGAUACUUUGCCAAGUUUUGUGUUAAAUUGUCUUAAGAGAAAAUCAACAUCAACAAUAGGUGAUAUGAGUAAAAUUGAUAGUGAAUUACUCACUUCUUUGAUGCCUUUUCAAAUUGAGGGAGUAAAUUUUGGUAUUGAUAAAAAUGGAAGGUGUUUAAUAGCUGAUGACAUGGGUCUAGGAAAAACAUUUCAAGCAUUGGCAUUGGCCAACUAUUACAAAACAGAUUGGCCUUUGCUAAUUGUAACUACAGCAUCAAUGACGAGCGUCUGGGAAGAAACCAUACACCGUUACCUCCCCUCUGUAUCCAUUUUGAGCACGCAGUACAUGGUGACCGGUAAAGAUUAUAUAGGGGAAGCAAAAAUUCUCAUCGUCAGUCACGACAUGAUGUCCAGGGCUCUCGACAGACUAUUGGACAGAAAUUUCGGCGUGAUCAUCAUAGACGAAUCGCACGUGUUAAAGAACUUUAAAGCCAAGUGCUCCAAAUCGGCCGCGCAGCUGGCCAAAAAAGCGAAACGCGUCGUUUUAUUGAGCGGAACGCCUGCUCUGUCGCGCCCGUGCGAGCUGUUCACGCAGCUGGCGCUGCUGGACGAGAAAUUCUUCGGUAAUUUUUUCGCGUACAGCAAGAGGUACUGCGACGGCAAAACGACCAACUUCGGCUGGGACGCCAGCGGCAAAUCGAACCUGCAAGAGCUGGAAAUCGUGCUGCAAAAAGUAUUUAUGAUCAGGAGAACCAAGGAGGACGUAUUGAGGUCUCUGCCGAACAAAAUACAGGAAGUCGUCAUGCUGGAUGUGAACUUAAAGCAGUUCUCGGAGCAAGACAGGCGCUGCUUGAAUUAUUUGGCGGAAAAGUACAACAACAUGACCUCCAAAAGGGACAAACACGCCUUGUUGCUGACGUUCUUCUCGGAAAGUGCCAAAAUUAAAAUACCGUCAGUUUGUUCCUACAUCCUUCAAGUUCUGGAAACGAAAGCCAAGUUUCUGGUUUUCGCCCAUCACCAAGUGAUGAUGAACGCGAUCGUGGAUAUUCUGCGUAAAAAGGACGUGAAGUACAUCAGGAUAGACGGCAACACUACCUCGGACCAGAGGAAGAAUUUCGUCAACAAGUUUCAGCUGGACGAUAGCGUUGUUUGCGCGGUGCUCUCGAUUACCGCGGCCAAUGCCGGCAUCACUUUGACUGCCGCGCAGUUGGUUUUGUUCGCAGAGCUGCACUGGAACCCCAGUAUUUUGAGCCAGGCUGAGAGCAGAGCACACCGCAUAGGGCAAGAGAAUCACGUGAUAGUGCGGUACUUGUUGGGAAAAGGCACCGCAGACGACUCGAUGUGGUACCUCCUGCAGCAAAAGCAAAAGAUCCUCAGCGAGAUCGGUUUGUCGAAGGACUCGUUCCGAGACGUCGCCGUCACAAACCAGGCAACAUCCGAUGAAAAACUGACGGAGAACCUGAACUUAACGUGCGCCGCCACCCCCGCCAACACUUUGGACAUCUCCUCGUAUUUCAACAGGAAUAUCACCAUCGCGAGUGAUGAUAGUUUUAACGAUAAUGAGGAUAACAAUGAUGAGUUCAAUGAUAGCGCCAUUUUGGAUGAUGGAAUGGACGAUCUUUUUUGUGAUAUAAACUUGGAUAUAAACUUGUAGUAAAAUUUUAAUAUUUUUUCGUUUUUUAAACUCAAACUUUACCUGAAUAAACUUUAUUUUGUUA
Messenger RNA from Brassicogethes aeneus, 2245 nucleotides. NCBI's taxonomy places the organism in Eukaryota, Metazoa, Arthropoda, Insecta, Coleoptera, Nitidulidae. The record is from the annotation of a GenBank genome assembly.